AUGUACGACCACCAAGUCAUCCCAGAUACGGCGUGCUUCAAUCAUUACAUGGGCGCAACAAUCUGGGACCACUGCUAUCUGGGAAAGGAGGCAUACAAUCUUCAGACGACUCCCGACAGCUACAGGAAGAGGCGCAUGAACCAGCCGAAUGCUGCCUGGCGUGGAUAUGGCACGGCAGAGCAUAGUGUUAGAAAAGUUAUCAUGAACAUAUUCAGUGACAUGACUCAGAUGGGGCUCAAUGGCGACGAGCAGACCUACAUCAACAUCAUCAUCGCCGCGGCCCGAGUUGGCGACAGAGAUGCCGUCUGUAACGUCCUUCAAACUGUGUGGAACGUGGAUGUCGAGGCCAUCAUGCUUGAGAAGGAUAAUUCAAAGUUACCACCGGUCGCUCAAUACGAUACUUGGUCCGGAUUAUACCCAACAGACCGUCUUCUUUUCGCUGUGGCCCAUGCCUUUGGAACGACUUCCGACAUUCACGCUGCAAUACGGACAAUUGACUUCUUAUCGUCAUCGUACGACAUUCCCAUAUCCCAUGAAGUCUGGUACGAAUUGCUAGAGAGAACAUUUAUCCUUUCCAAGACCCACAAGGGGAAACAGGCAGAGGUGGAGCUGUGGGGAAGGGUGCCCAAAGAGAUGGUGUACCAAGUGUUCGAAACAAUGACAGCAGAGCCCUACAACGUCCCACCGACUGUUAAGGCAUACCGAAUGUUGACCUCAACGAGCCAAAUCCUGGGCAAUUUUGAGAAGUGCCAAUUCCAACUCCGGCAGGCAUAUGAUGUCUUCAGCAAGACCCGCGCAAAACGAAAAGAGGCCAGAGACAUGGUCCUGCAAUGCCUACAGCCAAUCCUGGAUGACAUGAGACAAAAGGCAGGAAAGGAGUAUUGCGAUACCCAGCCCGAUCCAUCGUUAUUCCAGUCCCCUCUUCUUGCCGAAGCAAUUCACGUCUACGAUAUUCUCAGACUCGAGGUCUACCAGCAAAUCGACCAGCUCAAACGUAUGGUGAACACAAUAUCAAUCGCGGAAAAAUGGGACGACUUCUCAAUCGAUAUUUGGGAACGAAAGGAACGUCCCAAAUUCCAAGAAGAAUGGAGAGACUUUCUCCCGGAGAAUGCAAAAUGCAAAUAUGGCGAGACCAGCAUCUUUUAUUUCGAAGCUGAGACCCGCACCAAAGGCCGAAACAUGGACAUGCAUGGCCUCAUCCAUGCACGCCGCCUACCAGAUCGUGCGGAGCUCUUCACCCCGGCUGAAGAAAAGAUUCUCGAUGAUAACACCAUGUGGGACAAUCUGCUUGAACAGUGGCCUCAGCUGGAUCCGUCUGUGUCGCCGAUUGAUCGUCUGUAUUCUUUCCAGGUGCCGUUGAGCCAGGAGCUGAAAGCUAAGCUGAGAAAGAUGGCUGUUCGGGUCGAAAUCCACCCGGAUCACCCGGUGUCUAAAGGGAAUAACCCUACAGGUGGGUUUUAUGCUCGUCUUCAAGCGCACGGGCUCGGAAUGAAUCUCCAAAGGACUGCCUUUUGGCGGGAUAGCAAUCAUUGGCUUCAGUAG
This is a messenger RNA of Penicillium arizonense, 1542 nucleotides long. RefSeq lists its product as uncharacterized. Bases 1 to 1542 code for a protein of 513 amino acids. NCBI's taxonomy places the organism in Eukaryota, Fungi, Ascomycota, Eurotiomycetes, Eurotiales, Aspergillaceae. The record is from RefSeq and is a predicted model, not a curated record. The transcript has a single exon.